CGGAGCCUGCGCCUCUUUGCAGAGCUCUUAAAGGGUUCGCCAGCUCGGGCAGCUGGAGAUUAACGGGGCCGCCAGCGCCGGGCGCGCUUGGAGAGGGCGAGCGCGCGUGCCACGCUGUGGGUUCCUUUGGCCAAGCUGGGAAGUUGUCCCAGACUUCCAAACCAGAUACAUGGCUGAAAACUCCGUAAAGGAUGCAAGUGCUUCCUCGCCUCUUCUUCACUCUCGUUGUCUUGUCUGCCUGCAGCAUCGCUUACUUCCUGUUGUGCCCACGCCUUUGUAGCUCCCUGUGCUGGCUCAGCUGCCAGCCCAGAGAAGGGAAGGAGGGCAGGCUGGCACAGAGUUUUAAAACUGCCCGAUUUGAGGGCUAUAUCAGCGUUCCAGAUGGCAAGCCCCUGGUUCAAGUGCCAUGCCGCCAAUGUGCCAUUGUGUCCAGUUCCGGGCAGAUGUUGGGUUCCCGUUCGGGAACGGAGAUUGACGCCAAGGAAUGCGUCCUGCGCAUGAACCAGGCCCCCACUCAGGGCUACGAGGAAGACGUGGGCAGCCGCAGCACCCUCCGCGUGGUCUCCCACACCAGCAUCCCUUUGCUGCUACGCAACCACAGUUAUUUCUUCAAGCAAUCCUGCGACACCACCUAUAUCAUUUGGGGGCCUCCCCGGCUGAUGAGCCAUGAGAAAACCGGCUUGGUUUAUCGGACCCUGGUGAAGAUCAAGGAGAUGUACCCUGCUUUGCAUCUCUACACGCUCACCGAGAAAACCAUGGCCCGCUGCGACGAGCUCUUCCAACAGGAGACAGGGAAAAACAGGAUGAAAUCUGGUUCCUUUCUCAGUACCGGCUGGUUCACCAUGGUUUUGGCGAUGGAGUUGUGUGAGCAGAUUUUUGUCUUCGGGAUGGUCAGCGAGAACCACUGCAAAGAGAAGAACCAACCGGCUGUGCCUUAUCACUAUUUUGAGAAGGGGCGACUGGACGAAUGCCGGAUGUACCAAGCCCACGAACGGGCUGCCCGCGGCGGGCACCGUUUCAUCACCGAGAAAGCAAUCUUUUCCCGCUGGGCGAAGAAAAGGAACAUUGUCUUCACUCAUCCGUCAUGGUCCGAUGGGUAGAAGGAGUUAUUUGUCGGCGGAAACUUUGCCACUUGGCGAGCCCGGAGAAAUUACGGCGCUGCAGAAAGUUGGAAAGUUUGCAGCAAGAGACAUCCCCUGCGAACAAAACACCUCUCCGUCUUCUUCUCUUAGCUCCCCGUUUUUAACAUUCUGUCGAGGGACUGCAAAUUCUUCCUGUUUUUUUUUUUCCUCUCUUUUAUUAUGAUUUCCUCCGUGCCUGGUUUUGUGUGAUGAUUUAUAUAUAUAUAUAUAUAUAUAUAUAUAUAUAUAUAUAUAUAUAUAUAUAUAUAUUUUGCACAGAAAAAAAGAAAAAGGAAGCGCUCUGACGCAAGUCGGAGGCCAGGGGUUAGAUGCUUCCUGUUUGGGGCGGGUUCCGGAGGGUAGAACGGAGAAGAAACGGAUGUUGACGUUUUAUGCUGUAAACCCGCCCUGAAAACUUAAAAAGGCACAAUUGCAACCCAUGAAGGCCUUGAGAGACAGAAUAGAACAGAAUAACAGAGUUGCAAGGGACCUUGGAGGUCUUCUAGUCCAACCCUCUGCUCAGGCAGGAA
Molecule: messenger RNA, 1651 nt
Organism: Thamnophis elegans (Western terrestrial garter snake)
Lineage: Eukaryota; Metazoa; Chordata; Lepidosauria; Squamata; Natricidae
Gene: ST6GALNAC4
Product: ST6 N-acetylgalactosaminide alpha-2,6-sialyltransferase 4
Exons: 6
Coding region: 192-1100 (302 amino acids)
Biological process (GO): ganglioside biosynthetic process; oligosaccharide metabolic process
Molecular function (GO): alpha-N-acetylgalactosaminide alpha-2,6-sialyltransferase activity
Source: RefSeq, a predicted model, not a curated record